AUGAUCGUCUUCCUGAAGCUGAGCAGGCAAGCGCAGGAGAUCAAGAGCCAAAAGGCUUUCAUCGACGGCAUCAAGUCGCAACUGACGACCCAGCAGAGUGCGACCAAGGCGGCAUUGGACACACUGGGCAAUUCCUCAUCUAUAGAGCAGCUGAAGCGGGAGAUUGAGAAGAAUGCGCAGAUCAAUGCCACCUACCAAGAAGUGCUGCGCGAGAUUGGCACGAUCAUCACAGCGGUAGCCAAUGGAGACCUGAGCAAGAAG
Recurvomyces mirabilis is the source of this 261-nucleotide messenger RNA. RefSeq names its product histidine kinase osmosensor. The annotation marks the transcript as partial. The transcript has 2 exons. The record is from RefSeq and is a predicted model, not a curated record. Lineage: Eukaryota; Fungi; Ascomycota; Dothideomycetes; Mycosphaerellales; Teratosphaeriaceae.